This is a messenger RNA of Physcomitrium patens, 2378 nucleotides long. Its product is annotated as beta-glucosidase 6. The record is from RefSeq and is a predicted model, not a curated record. Gene Ontology annotation, biological process: carbohydrate metabolic process. NCBI's taxonomy places the organism in Eukaryota, Viridiplantae, Streptophyta, Bryopsida, Funariales, Funariaceae. Gene Ontology annotation, molecular function: beta-glucosidase activity.
GGGUGGAGGGUUUGUGACGGCAACGGGGAAGAAGAGGAAGAGGAGAGGAAGGUGGUGGGGAGCAAGUCUUUCUCGGAGUGCAAUUCCAUCGGAUUGGUCUGCGCUCUGUCUUGUUGUGCACGACCGGCGAAGAAACAACUUUUUAUUUUUGGCUAUCCAUGGGACAAUUGCACAAGUCACAAGAAAGAGGGGUUGGGGGGAGUGAUGUCUCUACUCGCUUAUCGGAUUUUGCUGGGGUCGUAGCAGAGACGUUUUCUUUACUGCGGGCAUAGGUGCAAACACACACAAUUGGGCUCUAUAAUCUCUCACCGCCCCCCUAUGGUGGCUGGCUGGCCUGGACUCUAAGGGAUACUCGACCCAUUGGCAUAAUCGUUGAGUAGCAUCACACUCCUCCUGCUUGCUGGCUGGGAGUUCAUUUCCAGCUUUACAAAGCAACUUUACAUUGUCACGAACGUUGGAGUUGUAUUUUAAAGAUCUUCUGUUUGAGGCUGCAAAGAUGGCUACUUGCAAGGGAGCCUGCUUAUUGUUAAUCGCAGUUUGCCUUGUCUUUCAAAGUUUUCAAGAAUUCGCUGAGUGCCGAGAAGGACCUAUGAUUAUCGAGGAGCUUCCAACUGUUCAAAGGUCAAGCUUCCCUUCAGGAUUUGUGUUUGGGUCCUCGACAGCUGCCUAUCAGAUUGAAGGUGCUGCAAGGGAGGCCGGAAAAGGUGCGAGUAUAUGGGACAUCUUCUCACAUCAGCCAGGCAAAAUAUUAGGAAACAAGACCGGAGAUAUUGCCGUGGAUCAUUAUCAUCGAUAUGCAGAAGAUAUUUGGUUACUGAAGGAUUUGAACAUGGAUGCUUAUCGAUUCUCAAUCUCAUGGACACGCAUUUUUCCAAACGGUGUAGGCGUAGUGAAUUGGGAGGGAGUGAAGUAUUAUGAUAACCUCAUUGACCACGUCUUGGAGCUCGGCAUUGAUCCCUAUGUCACUUUGUAUCAUUGGGACAUGCCUCAAGCUCUUGAUAACUCAAUUGGAGGGUGGUUAAGCCCUGAUAUUAUAGACUCAUUUUCAAAGUACGCUAGAUUUUGUUUUGAAAGGUGGGGUUCCAAAGUGAAGCAUUGGAUUACCUUCAACGAAAUUCAUACUUUUGCAAUUUCUGGUUAUAUGACGGGAGUGAUGGCUCCAGGGCGAUGUUCUGCACCAGUUUGUGUGGCCGGGAAUUCUGAUACAGAACCAUACAUCGUUGCUCAUCAUGCUUUGUUAUCACAUGCUCAUGCUGUUGAUAUUUAUCGAAAAGAAUUCAAGGAUACACAGCAGGGUAUGAUUGGAAUAACUACAGACUCUAUGUGGUUUGAGCCUCUUGAUUCGAAUUCAAGUUCUGACAAACAAGCUGCACAAGAAGCCGUUGAAGCAUAUAUAGGAUGGUAUCUUGAUCCAAUAUUCUAUGGCCACUAUCCUGCGUCUAUGCGGAGAAAUUUGGGUUCCAAUCUACCUACCUUUACUGCAGAAGAAGCAGCGCUUGUCAAAGGUUCACAAGACUUUGUUGGUAUAAAUCAUUAUACUUCAAUGUAUGCAACUUUCGGCAUCAGUGGUGAAAUCGUGAAAACAUAUUACAAAGAUGGUGUGCCUAUUGGUGAUCCAACACCUUCGGACUGGUUAUUUGUGGUUCCAUUUGGAAUCAGAAAGCUGUUAAAUUGGGUUAGUGAACGGUACCACAAUCCAAUUCUAUAUGUCACUGAGAACGGUAGAGCUGAAUUCAACAAAGAGGAUUCUAUGCCUAUUGAAGACCAGUUAAAAGAUCCUGAACGAAUUCGAUAUUAUCACGACUACAUGCAAAAUGUGCUUUUGGCAGUCAGGGAUGGUUGUGAUGUACGCGGUUACUUUGCAUGGUCUCUACUGGACAACUUCGAGUGGUCAGAAGGGUAUACCGUCCGAUUUGGAAUCUACUAUGUAGACUACAAAAAUGGCUUGGCCAGGCUUCCUAAGAGCUCCGUGUUCUGGUUCCGCCAAGUUCUAAGGAAGACAUUUAAUUUAUAAUGAACUAGAUAGCAAUUCUUUUAAUCUCUGGGAUCGAACAGUUCAAAAUUUGGGUUGGAACAAGUUUCGUAAUCUACAGCAUGAAUUAAAAGCUCACAGAAAGAUUUUUACACAUUUAUGAAAAAACUGAAAAAUCAAUUUUCAGUUUGUCACCAGAGUGCUUUACAGAAGACAGACGUAUUUGCUUGCUUAUCAUGACAUAACUCUUUCUUCAUGAGGUAGUGCUUGCUGCUCUUUUUUACAGACAGAGGGAAAAACGCUUUGUCUAGGAUUUGUAGAAUAUCUGUACCAAAGCCACAAGUCACUUAUUGACUUGUUUAUGUAGUUUACUGAAAUUAUAAAACAGUUGUUUACUUGUUUGGAA